This is a messenger RNA of Abrus precatorius (Indian licorice), 1872 nucleotides long. Its product is annotated as 4-coumarate--CoA ligase-like 6. NCBI's taxonomy places the organism in Eukaryota, Viridiplantae, Streptophyta, Magnoliopsida, Fabales, Fabaceae. Gene Ontology annotation, biological process: ubiquinone biosynthetic process. The record is from RefSeq and is a predicted model, not a curated record. The transcript has 6 exons. Gene Ontology annotation, cellular component: peroxisome. Bases 162 to 1829 code for a protein of 555 amino acids. Gene Ontology annotation, molecular function: CoA-ligase activity.
CUCCCAUUUCAUAAAUUUUCAGUACCCGCCAAUUGCAUGUCCCUAUGCGAUGCAUGUCGCAGUAACUUCACUUUCAAGCCUACUUUCAACACUGAAAUCAAAUGCAUACAUAACACUAACACCGACACACAACACACUCCCUUUUUCUCUUUUCUGAAUCAAUGGCGGCAAACGUAAACUGUGAUAUGUCCCAUAACACCCUUUCACACCCUCUUUGGUACCAACCGCAAACCGGAAUCUACCACAGCAAACACGCUACCUUGGACCUUCCCACUGACCCUUUUCUCGACCUUGUUUCCUUCAUUUUUUCUCGCCGCCAUAAUGGGGUUUCAGCCCUCGUUGAUUCCUCAUCUGGGUCUUCCAUUCCUUACUCAAAGUUCUUACCUUUCAUCAAAUCCAUGGCUUCUGGUCUUCGUAAAAUGGGUGUUUCACAAGGUGACGUGGUUUUGCUUUUGCUUCCAAAUUCUAUUUACUAUCCCAUUGUGUUCUUGGGUGUUCUGUAUCUAGGUGCUGUUGUUACACCAUCGAAUCCUCUUAGUAGUGGCUAUGAAAUUCGUAAGCAGAUUAGUGAGUGCGGUGUGAGUCUGGUUUUUACUGUGCCUGAAAACUUAAAUAAAUUAGAAUCAUUGGGAAUUCCCAUUAUUGCUGUGCCAGAAAAUGAGAAGGGUUUGAAACAUGGUUGUUUCUCAAGUUUUUGUGACUUGAUUUCUGGAGACUUUGAUUUGCCUCAUAGGCCUGUUAUUAAACAGGAAGACAGUGCGAGUAUACUGUAUUCAUCAGGGACUACAGGGGUGAGCAAAGGAGUUGUUCUAACCCAUAAAAAUCUUGUUGCUAUGGUUGAGCUUUUUGUGAGGUUUGAAGCUUCUCAGUAUGAAUGCUCUUGCUUGAAGAAUGUGUAUCUUGCUGUUUUGCCAAUGUUCCAUAUAUAUGGUUUAUCGCUCUUUGCUAUCGGGUUAUUGUCUUUGGGUUCUACGGUUGUUGUGAUGAGGAAAUUUGACAUUGAUGAAGUUAUCAGGGUGAUUGAUCAAUAUGAAGUUACACAUUUUCCUGUUGUUCCACCGAUGUUGACAGCAUUGGUAACGAAGGCAAAGGGUAUUAAUGGAAGUAAGUUGCAGAGUUUGAUACAGAUCUCCUGUGGUGCAGCGCCUUUGAGUGCAGGAGUUAUUAAUGACGUCGUCCAAGCUUUCCCUAAUGUUGAUUUUAUACAGGGUUAUGGAAUGACUGAGUCGACUGCAGUAGGAACACGGGGCUUCAAUUCUGGAAAGUUUUGCAAUUAUUCUUCAGUAGGAUUAUUAGCUCCAAACAUGGAGGCAAAAGUUGUAGAUUGCAAUAGCAGUGCAUUUUUGCCUCCAGGCAGCAGGGGUGAGCUUUGGUUGAGAGGGCCUGCAAUUAUGAAAGGAUACUUGAAUAAUGAGGAAGCCACAAUUUCAACAAUUGAUAAAGAUGGUUGGCUACAUACUGGAGAUGUUGUUUAUUUUGAUCAGGAUGGGUAUUUACACAUAUCUGACCGCUUAAAAGAUAUUAUCAAAUACAAGGGCUUUCAGAUUGCUCCUGCCGAUUUAGAAGCUGUGUUAAUUUUGCAUCCUGAAAUUGUUGAUGUUGCUGUUACAGGUGCCAUGGAUCAAGAAAAUGGGGAGAUUCCAGUGGCAUUUGUGGUCAAGAAGGUUGGAAGUGAACUGUCUCCAAAGCAUAUUAUGGAUUGUAUUGCUGCACAGGUUGCUCCAUAUAAGAAGGUUAGGAAAGUGUUUUUCACUGACAAGAUACCGAGGUCACCCACUGGGAAGAUCCUUCGAAGGCAGCUGAGAAAUUGCUUGACUUCUAAACUCUAAAGCAUUUUUUAGGACUCACCUCAAGUAUGACAUUGAAAAUUUG